Messenger RNA from Anopheles bellator, 1123 nucleotides. RefSeq names its product protein G12. The record is from RefSeq and is a predicted model, not a curated record. NCBI's taxonomy places the organism in Eukaryota, Metazoa, Arthropoda, Insecta, Diptera, Culicidae. The transcript is spliced from 3 exons. Bases 389 to 1063 code for a protein of 224 amino acids.
AAUCGGUCGGUUGGUCGGUCAGUUCGCUUCGCUUCUCGCUGCACUGUGGUCCGGGUCCGUCUUCCUAUCGGCACGAUCUUCGGUGAGGACGCUCCGGGUGGUGAGGAGUCAGUCAUUAUCGCGAGUGUGUCCCCGUGAGCAUGGAUCCGAACGGUCGCCGUGAGCCGUCGUCGCCGCCGCCGCCGCCCCGUUUUUUGUCGUGACUCUUCCGGGACCGGGCGCGUUAAUUGGUGUUUAUGCUGGCCAAAGCAAACGGACCACCGCAGGAACAGGACCCCUCGCUGCACCGAUGCAGUUGCGAGCGGAGCGGUUUGCUCUUCAGCCAGUGCACUUCAGUCGUACGGUGCAGUGAUAGUGAUUAGAAGUAGAUCUUGAAUCGGGUCAAAAAAUGGAACCCUCGGCCAUCUCGCUGGUGGCACUGCUCACGGUAACGAUCGGGCCCGGGGCGUGGGGCUACAGAAUCCAUCACCUGGAGCCGGAACCGCGGCACCAUCUGCAGCAGGACCUGAUGGAUUUCAUCGAUCUCGUGCCGUUCGAGGACGUGCAGCAGCUGAUGCAGUACUACUACCACUACGACAUCGAGGUGGAGAACGCCAUCGACUACGUGUCGACCGAAGACUACACCCAGAUCCGGCUGGACAUCGUGAACCUCAGCGAGGUGCGCAGCUUCCGCCGGUACCUGGACAGUAUCGGGUUCAGCGUGGAGAAGGUUUGGGCCGAACUGAACCAGCGCUUCGACGCGGACGACAUCUUCGUCGAACCGGACGAAUCACUCCGAACGUUAAAUCUCACCACCAGGGGAUUGAACGGAUUAGUCGAUGACAUAUUGGCACUGCUGCCCCAGGACGAAAUAAUCCUGCUUUUCUUCGACAAGCUCGAAACGAGCGACGACUUCUCCCACUUUUUCGAGCAGAUCGGGAGCGGCGAGUUCGAGAACGUGCUCAACACGCUGCAGUCUUCACAGCAGCUGCGGAUACUACUCUGGCGCCUGCAACAGCACGGAUUCGACAUCCCCGGCUGGGUGCAGCUGGUCCAGAAGUAUUUCAGUUUCAGUAGUUUCUGAAGCACGUCAGCAACAACAACACUGCCUAAGUUAUGAUCGUCGAUUUAGCGAGCGAGCUAA